This is a messenger RNA of Asterias rubens (European starfish), 2126 nucleotides long. RefSeq lists its product as uncharacterized. Bases 153 to 1049 code for a protein of 298 amino acids. The record is from RefSeq and is a predicted model, not a curated record. The transcript has a single exon. Lineage: Eukaryota; Metazoa; Echinodermata; Asteroidea; Forcipulatida; Asteriidae.
CUCUUUCCUUGCCAGACUUACCAGAAUGUUCGUUACGUAGGUGGAAUUUGCAUUGCUCAUUUUGCUUUUAACAUUCAAGCGAAGAGGAUCGGAGUGAAAUUUUGUUAGUUAUUGAAUGCAGGAGAAUUGUCAGCAUUUUAAUCAAAAGAAAAAUGCCCGUGUCCGGUUGCGGCAGUUGUGAGUUGGUGAUCUUGGCUGUCAUUAUCACGGCGUUUGGACAGACUUGCGGCAGCCCGUCCGUCAACAAUUACUGCGACCCAGGUCGCAAGUGGCGGAGCUGGGGCAAUUCCUGCUACCGCUUCACCGACCAGAGGGAAGUGUACAGUGAUGCCAAGGAAAGAUGCAAGAGCCUGGGAGGUGAAAUCGCAGCUCCUCGCUCAGCCGAAGAAAAUCAAUGGUUCGUCGAGUUGGCAGGGAACGUUAAAGAGUUGUGGAUUGCUUGCACCAAAGACGGGGAACAAUGGUUUUGCAAUGGUCAGAAACAAAACUUCACUAACUUGUUUAGAGAGGUACACAACGAGCAGCAACGCUGUGCAUCUUUGUGUGUAAACCGAGGAGAGCCUGACUGCGCACUGGGUAAAUGGUUGCCUGUAACAUGUGAUGCCUCUGCUAAUCAUUUUCCAGCGAUCUGCAUCAUUCGCCCGAGCAGUCAGCCCAAGUAUUGUUUCCCCAUUGGCGCGAAUGGUCAGCUCUUACAUGAGUCUCUGGUCAACCACAACAUCACGGAGCUGACCACGCCUACCGUCGUCGGUUGCGGCAGGGCUUGCGCCGACGAGCCCCAGUGUCGCUCCUUCAACAUCAUGCGGGACGGUCAGACGCUGCUUUGCCAACUGAACAACGCCACCCGUAGUGAUGAGCCUACUGAUUUUUAUCAAAACACUGACUAUUUCUCAAUUUAUUCUGAUGACAUUUGGGUUGAACAUUUCGCCAUAACAUUCUCCCGUAGGACUAUUAAGAAGUCGUCGACUGGAAUGGUUUUGCUUAAAACUUUAAAGGCGAAUCAUGAUUUUUGGAACUGUUAUAAUUGUUUUAAUGCUAUGAAAGUGUAAGUAUAUACAACUAACAUGUGAGAAUUCAUUUCAAUUGGGUGGUAGUGUUUUUGGGACAUCGCCGAAAAUCUAGAGUGGUUUUGUCCGGAAGAAUAUUAUAUUCAUGGUUUAUUUAUUAAAAACACUUCAAUACAGCCGCAGCGGCUAAAAGCCGAAGUGCACAGUUAACAAAAAAUAAUCCAAAUAGUCACCCAAUCUGAGAAACGUUUCGUUCAGAUGAAAUGUUUUUGAAUGAUUUCUCUCAAAUUAAGAAACAAACAUCAUGAUGACUGCUAAAUGUUCAUUUGCAUUUUGCUUCAAGGCUUGGGGACAAAUAAAUAAGAGGAAUAUCAUAUCAUUAUUCGCUUUACUAUUUACGCUUUUCAGAAAGAAAUUUUUAUCCACACACAUUUUGAAAGUUUUACUGCACCAAUUUUGAUCUUUUAAAUAUUACAAUAUUUGACGUUUGAAUAUUAAUAUUUUGAGGCAGACAGGGGAACUAAGGAUGGAACUGUGCCUUUGAUGACACAAGCAUUGAAUUUGGAACACAGUCAGAGUAUGUCUAGAGAAAGAUAAUUGGCUAAAGGGCAUCGCAAAUUUGUCCUUAUAAAAAAAGGAAACAAAUAGGAAAAUUAAAAGCAUUAUUCCACUUAUUUUUUGAAGGACAAAAUUAAUCUACGAUGGCCUUAUUGACAAAUAUCUUUCAUAUGACAUACUCCGACUGUGUACCAAAUGCAAUGCGUGUAUCAUCGAAGGUACAAACCCAUUACAUAUGCCGUACUAGUUCUGUCUUGACCUUACAUCGUAGGUGAGAACAAAAACUUUAAAGAUUUUAAAAAGCUGCUAGAAUGGUUUAAAAUUAUGACCAUGGUGGGAAAUUAGCCUUCAAUAGUUUUAUCUGAAUUGGACCAAUUGAACUUAAAUUUUCAGAAGUUUGUUAUCAAUUUUAGAUAAAGGUUUCCCGUCAUGGUUUUCUUUUUGUUUGCCUAGCAAAAUUUGUAAAGCUUAUUUGCGACUUUUAAGCAUUUCAGUAAACUUUUGUCAUAAUUAAGAUAUGAAGGAAUAUCAAUAAAGAGCAAACUUCAUUGUUGCAAACUG